AUGUAUGCUGGAAUUACAGAUAGAAUUUAUAAGGAAAUUACAGCAUUAGCACCAUCUAGCAUGAAAAUUAAGGUUGUCGCCCCUCCAGAACGCAAAUAUUCUGUCUGGAUUGGUGGUUCUAUCUUGGCUUCACUUUCAACUUUCCAACAAAUGUGGAUUAGUAAACAAGAAUACGACGAAUCUGGUCCUUCUAUUGUUCAUCGCAAAU
Dentiscutata erythropus is the source of this 208-nucleotide messenger RNA. The record is from the annotation of a GenBank genome assembly. Lineage: Eukaryota; Fungi; Glomeromycota; Glomeromycetes; Diversisporales; Gigasporaceae.